AUGGAACGUGAGAGACGAGAACAACUUGAAAGAAUGAAACAAAGUCAGCAGCCAACACCAAAGACUUCACUCUCUGAGUCUAUGAAUAGGUUGUCUCUAAAUUCGGAUCAAAUUCAAUCCAUAAGUGAUAGUACCUUCAGUCAUUCCGAAAGAAUUGCUUUGCAACCUGACAAAUCAAGUCCUCAACAUAUCAAGACAAUUGAUUUAAACAACUUGACAGCAAAUACUGAGGCUAACAAGGAAAAUCCAGUGCACCAUCCUAUAACUUUAACCAACCUAAGCUCCUCCAUUGUAAUUAAUACUACCUCUAUCCUUUCUACCCAAUCCAAUUCUUCCUUUAACUGUAAUUACGAACAAUCAACAAAAACAAUUCCAAAAACUCCCCAAUCCCAAAAAACUAAGCAACUCUUUAAACGAAAGAUGAUUUCACCAAUGCAAAAUCUAUCUCUUGUCAAGGAAGAAGCUGAUGAAGAUUUAACAACUGUCUCAAAGAGACUCACAUUCGAGAAUACCACUACUGUGCGACAAACUGCAAUCCCAACACGAUUAAUUAAUGAAAGUAAGGUAAAGUUGUCAACACCUGAAAAGACUUUAACUAAGAGAAUUACCCUUCACAAAACAUCAAAUGUUAGAAAGGCUCCAGAUGUGCCUUGUUCCUUAAAAUUUGUUUUUUAA
Messenger RNA from Naegleria gruberi, 675 nucleotides. RefSeq lists its product as uncharacterized. The transcript has a single exon. NCBI's taxonomy places the organism in Eukaryota, Heterolobosea, Eutetramitea, Acrasida, Naegleriidae. The coding region runs from base 1 to 675 and encodes 224 amino acids. The record is from RefSeq and is a predicted model, not a curated record.